This is a messenger RNA of Belonocnema kinseyi, 1722 nucleotides long. Its product is annotated as interferon-inducible double-stranded RNA-dependent protein kinase activator A-like. NCBI's taxonomy places the organism in Eukaryota, Metazoa, Arthropoda, Insecta, Hymenoptera, Cynipidae. The record is from RefSeq and is a predicted model, not a curated record. The transcript is spliced from 6 exons. The coding region runs from base 32 to 1477 and encodes 481 amino acids.
CAAGUCGUCGAUUUCUGAACUUCAAGAGCUGAUGGUGAAAAAUAAAAAACCAUUGCCAACAUAUGAAUGUAUUGAAGAUAAAAUUUUUGGAUGCAAUUCACACAAAUUUACGAUAAGAGUUACCUGUGAUAAUAUUACAGUUUGUGGGAUUGGAACCACCAAGAAAGUAGCAAAGGAAAACGCUGCAAAAGAAAUUUUGACCAUUCUUAAAAUACCAUCGGGUUCAAAAGAAACUGGGACCGAUAAUGUUGACAAAACUGAUGAAGAAAUUAUUAUUAAAAAAAUUGAUGCUAUAUCUUGUACUGAAACCGAAAACAUCAAGACCUCUAAUGGUUCUGAAAAAAUGAAUAAUAAGUCGUCAGUCGCUGAACUUCAAGAACUUGCGGCAAAAAAUAAAAAAUCGUUGCCAAUAUAUGAAUGUAUUGAGGAUAAAAUUGUUGGAAACAAUUCACACGAAUUUACGAUGAGAGUGACUUGUGACAAUAUCACCGUCUGUGGGACCGGUUCAAACAAGAAAGUAGCAAAGGCAAAUGCAGCCAAAAAACUGUUAACAAUUCUUAAGACGCCUUCUGAUAUAAUGGAAGUAGAGGUAGAUAAUGUUGAUAAUAAUAACGAAGAACUUCUUUUAGGAAAUUUGAGUACAACCUCUUUUUCUGAAUCGGAAAGCACAAGUUCUUCUAAAGACACAAAAAAAACGUUCAAAUCCUCAAUUGCUGAACUUCAAGAAAUUAUGACAAAACAUAGAAAAUCAUUGCCGACAUAUGAUUGUAUUCAGAAUAAAAUCAUCGGAAAUAAUUUACACGAGUUUACGAUAAAAGUCGCGUGUGAUAAUGUCACAGUUUGUGGGAUUGGCUCUAACAAGAAAAAAGCCAAGGAAAAUGCAGCAAAGGAAAUGUUGAAACUUCUAAAAAAGCCACCUAGUUCCAAAGAAACAGAGACAGAGAAUAUUGAUCAUGAUGCCGAAUAUAUUAUAGAUAUAUUGAGUAAAAGAUCUUUGGUGGAUUUAGAAAGCACAAUUAUUUCUGAAAAUCCUGAAUCUCAAAUAGAGAAAAAUACAGAAAAUGAAAGGUCGCCUACUCUUGAAAUAUCUACUAGUUCAAAAGACAAAGAUCCAGAAUUUAUUGACAGUAAUAAUGAUGAAAUCAUGAUAGACAAAAUGAUUGUAAUACCUUCAUCAGAGUGGGAAUGUAUUACGAGUUCUGACGAUUCUGAUGAACAGGCUUCGUCGUCAAUUUCUGUACCUGAAGAGUCUGUGAUGUUACAUAAAAUUUCAUCAAAACUUAAUGAUUGUACUGAGGAUAAACUUGUUGAUUCUGAGACAUUGGUACAAGCUGAAACUUUUGAUAAUUGUGAAGAGGGAACUAUUGUAGUAGAAUUAUUUACUGGACUGGAAAUUACAAAGCCUACCGAUUCUAACGAUUCUAGCGAUUCUGAAAAAAGACCAAAGUCCCCUGAUAAUGAAAUCCAAGCUAGCUGAAACUUAUUGAAAAAACUGACACAAUAAGUGGAAUUACAGUAAGCAAUGCUGACAACAACAAAAUACAUAAAAAACGAGUGAACAUUAUGGGAUGUUCUUAUAUUUGGAUGUCUGCUUACAUUGUCAAUUAUGUACAACUCUUGGAACUAUAUUUAGAUUCCAAGUUUUACUUAUAUAUUUAAACAAAAUUUAGGUUCAAGUAUUAACUCGAUUUUUAGAAAAGAUUUUCAUAAAUAAUAUUGUUA